UGCAGGUUGGUUUGGAUCGUGUUUUACAGUGUGGCUGAGACAUGGAAUUGUGAUAGAUUGUACUAACGAUUCCAUGGGAACAUUUGAAAAUGCCAAGAGAGCACAGUCCCAGAUGCCGUUACUGGGAUAAUUGACGAGAAAACGAGACUACAGAAGUUUGGAAUAUCUCGAAGGUGCUUCAAAAGUGCGGCAAUAAAAGCUGCUAAACUUUUCUUUCAAACCCAUGGAGUUUGCAGUUAAGUUUGGAACCCCUCAAACUUGAACUCUCAUCAAACCGUCCCGCAAAGAUAAAAUUUACUAAGAAAGCCUUCGUCUCGGGGCUGUGAUAUUUCAAACCUCUUCAAAGACAGUUUUGUACUCCUUAUUUGAAUAUUUUUGGAUCUCUUUUUUUCUUUCUGGAAAACACGGAUCUAUUGAACGUUUCAUUCCAGGCAACACUCUCGCGCCAGCUCCUGUCAUCCAGUCUAGACAAUUUGUCGUGGCUUUGAGUCCCCGUGUUACCAUGACAACCAUCAGAAACCCAAUGUGAAUUUUGGAGAAAAUAAUAAAAAGAGAAGGAUAACGAGGGGGUGACAAAGGCACGUUUUAAGUCUUGUUUUAAGUUUAUUUGCUGCACUAGGAGGACAAAAUCCCUCUAUGAGAGAAAGUAGCAAUAGUGAGCAAAAAAGUUAGGAGCAUAUUGCAAGUCCGGUGAUCCCUAAAAAGAAACCCUUCUGCUCCAUGUCAUUCAAACCCGACGUGGUCUAUUAAAAGUAUCGCCUUGCCUGUGCUUUAACUUCAACUAUUUAUGAAACCCCCGGGCUCUUCAUUUCAAAGUGCAUAGCCAUUGUGAAAAUAACCGAAUAAAUAAGUGAUAUCAAAAGAUAAAUAUGGGUUUUUCUCAGGCGCUCCUCGUGUACGUUUUCGUGUCCAUUCAUCUUGGUGUUUCUCAACAUUUUCUUCGCCUGCGCCCUUCGCCCAGCGAACACCUCCCGGUGCCUGAUCUCAAGGAGGACCCCGAUCCGGAGUAUGAUCCUCGCGAGCAGGAUCUUGUCGAGAGAACUCUGAGGAAAAAACUCGGCAGCAAUUUUGAUCCCAAUUUCAUGUCCAUCAGCUCCCCCGUGCUGGUGAAUCAGUCCGUCCAAGACAUGCAAAUGAAGCUGCCAGGACCGAUGCCCAACGAAAUCAAAAAGCUGGACCUCUCCGAGACUCCUUAUGGGAGACGGGUUAAAGUUGGCAAAAAAGCGCGCAGGAAAUUUCUACAGUGGCUGUGGACGUACACGCACUGUCCGGUAGUGUACACUUGGAAGGACCUGGGAGUGAGGUUCUGGCCACGCUACAUCAAGGAAGGCAACUGCUUCAAUGAGCGCUCUUGUUCGUUCCCAGAAGGGAUGUUUUGCAAGCCCAUCAAGUCAAUCACCAAGACCUUCCUCAGGUGGUAUUGCCAAGGAUUUUUAAGACAGAAAUAUUGUACGUGGAUACCGGUGCAGUACCCAGUCAUCUCAGAAUGCAAGUGUUCUUGUUGAGUUUCUAUGGAAAGGGGGAGGGGAAAACGGACUGGAAUACGGUUUCUAUUGCACUGUAAACUUUCAGAACAGAGAUGGGCUAUCGUGUUCGAAGGGCACCAUAGCGAAUCUAUUUUUAUAUAUAGCAUUUUAAUUAAAAUACCAACAUUGUACAUAUUUAAGAUAAAAAUGCAGCUAUUUUUUUUAAAUGAACAGGACCAUAUUUUAUUUCAGCCCUAAAACUUGUUUUGGGGGAACGCAAGCACUUCGAAGGGAAGGGCUUUUUUAUUUUUUAUGAAAAAAUGAGGAUGGAAUGCAUAAACUUCUCCAAGAAGUUACUUUUUUCAACUGAACAUUAAUGCUGACUGAUCAUGAUCUUUCACUGCAAAAU
This is a messenger RNA of Megalops cyprinoides (Indo-Pacific tarpon), 1875 nucleotides long. It is a transcript of the gene nog2, whose product is annotated as noggin 2. Gene Ontology annotation, biological process: negative regulation of cell differentiation; negative regulation of BMP signaling pathway; dorsal/ventral pattern formation. NCBI's taxonomy places the organism in Eukaryota, Metazoa, Chordata, Actinopteri, Elopiformes, Megalopidae. The record is from RefSeq and is a predicted model, not a curated record. Bases 870 to 1505 code for a protein of 211 amino acids. The transcript has a single exon.